Cimex lectularius (bed bug) is the source of this 5192-nucleotide messenger RNA. Its product is annotated as ATP-binding cassette sub-family A member 2-like. The coding region runs from base 95 to 4963 and encodes 1622 amino acids. Gene Ontology annotation, biological process: transmembrane transport; lipid transport. Gene Ontology annotation, cellular component: intracellular membrane-bounded organelle; membrane. The record is from RefSeq and is a predicted model, not a curated record. Gene Ontology annotation, molecular function: ATP binding; ABC-type transporter activity; lipid carrier activity. NCBI's taxonomy places the organism in Eukaryota, Metazoa, Arthropoda, Insecta, Hemiptera, Cimicidae. The transcript has 31 exons.
UAAACAAGAAAAUACAUUAAUAGAAGCAUUAAAAUGUUACAGCUCAAUUGAAUUUGAAGGUUAUUUGACAGAAGAGGAAGCCGAAGAGAGAAGUAUGGCCCUCAGUGAGAAAAACGACCUGCUUGCGAUGAUCAGUUUUAUGAACGAGCACGAACACAAACUUGAACCAUUGACCACUUACAAAUUAAGGAUGAAUGCUGAGAGAAUGCUGGAUUCGCACGAAGCAAGCACUUUUAGUUACACAAAUGGUCCAAAUCAAAGACCGUUCCAGGAUUUAAAACUGAUAACGUAUGGUUUUAUUUACUUGCAAGACUUGAUUGAGCAAAGUAUACUUGUGGAACACACUGGAAGAAAAGAUACACCCGGGAUCAUACUCAAACAGUUUCCCCAUCCUUGCUACAUAGAUGAUUGGUUUUUGUCCUCUUUGGCUUAUAUGUUUCCACUUUUUAUGGUGCUUUCGUGGGUUUAUUCAGCUUCGAUGAUUGUUAAAAACAUUGUCCAAGAGAAAGAGCAAAAAUUGAAAGAGACGACGAGGGUCCUUGGAAUGGGCAAUGGGGUUCAUUGGUGCAGUUGGUUCAUUGACAGUAUCAUACCAAUGAUUAUUACUAUUUUAAUAUUGUCCUUGAUUUUGGUUUAUGGAGGGGUUUUGGCAAAUGCAGAAUAUUCACUUGUCGUGGUGUUUUUGCUGUGCUAUGCGAUCGCCACAGUCUCUAAGUGCUUUCUCAUAUCCACAUUCUUCUCGAAAGCCAACCUCGCUGCAGCCUCCGGUGGUAUCAUUUUCUUCACUUCAUAUCUGCCGUAUCCAUUUAUAGAGAAGUGGUACAUUUAUUUUACACCGGCGAUGAAGAUGAUAGCUGUACGUAUUCCUUUCUUUAUAGUGAAUUACUCGAUGCAUUUCAUUGGUUUUGUGCAGUGUCUUCUGUCUAAUGUCGCACUCGGCCUUGGUUCAAACUAUUUCGGCAUGAAGGAACUUGAAGGUACGGGAAGUAAAUGGAACAAUGUUUCCAGCAGUCCUGUCAUCGGAGAUACGUUCAACCUCCUGGUAAUUAUGGUUGUUAUGCUGCUUGACUCUGUUUUGUAUCUCCUGUUAACAUGGUACAUUGAAAAUGUCUUCCCAGGAAACUACGGUAUGCCUAAACCAUGGAAUUUCCUCUUCACUAAAUCCUACUGGUUCCCUUUAGCUUCAACAUCAAACUCAUUUCAAGAAACGACAUCAGAUUACACUCUAAAAACAAAUGAUAUGUUUGAAGAAGAGCCGAAUGGUCUGACGAAAGGUGUGUCUUUAAAAAAUCUAUGCAAAACGUACAAGAGUGGAAAAGUGGCAUUGAGAAAUUUAAGUAUGAAUUUUUAUGAGGACCAGAUAACGGCUUUCUUGGGAAGGAAUGGUGCAGGGAAAACAACUACAAUAUCAAUACUUACCGGUCUGUUCCCACCGACUAGCGGUUACGCAAGUAUUUAUGGACUUGAUGUCCAAACUCAAAUGAAUUUGAUUCGAAGAAGUUUAGGAAUAUGCCCCCAAUACAACGUCUUCUUCAGAGAUUUCACUGUGCAAGAGCAUUUGUGGUUUUUUGCACGGCUUAAAGGACACACAACUGGAGAUGUUCAGGUGGAAAUUCAACAAAUACUGACAGAUCUUGGUUUGAUUAAUAAAAGUGAAAGCUUAGCUAAACGUUUGUCAGGGGGUAUGAAAAGGAAGUUGUCGAUUGCCAUCGCUUUUAUCGGUGGAUCGAGAACUGUGGUGCUUGAUGAACCUACAGCAGGAGUUGAUCCCUAUUCGAGAAUGAGUAUAUGGAAUUUAAUACUAAAAUAUAAACAAGGGAGGACGAUUAUUUUAACAACACACAAUAUGACAGAAGCGGAACUGUUAGGAGAUAGAAUUGCCAUUUGUGAUAGCGGAGAACUGCUUUGUUGUGGUUCUAGUGCUUUUCUAAAAGCAAAACUCGGUUGGGGGUAUAUGUUAACAAUCGACUGUCAUUUACAGUACAAAAACCCUGAAACGUUAAACGCCAUUUCAAAAAAAGUGACUGAAUCAGUUUUAAAAAUAAUGCCUACUGCUAAAGAGGUCGAACAAUUUGGAACUGAGAUAAAAUACAGUCUUCCUAAUAUUAGUGGGCAUGUUAAUAUGUAUCAAAUGCUGUUCGACUACCUCAGAGACCAAAAGACACAACUGGAUAUUUCAUCUUAUGGCAUAGCAGACACUUCUCUUGAAGAAAUAUUUUUGAAAUUAAUUAAUAAAAAAGAAGAUCAUCCGCAAGACAAGCCAUUCCUAUUUCCACAAUUUGAUAAAGCACAAAAUGUAAUAAAGGAUACUUUUAUUGAAAGAAUUAAGCAUGUAAUGUGCCAGUUCCAGGCUUUGUUUGCCAAAAGACUUAUUCGCAGUAAAAGAAACAAACUUGGCCUCUGCUUUGAACUACUUUUACCGGCACUUUUUGUCUGUUUUUGCAUGAGUAUUACGAGUGAAAUACCAAUCUUAAAACAACCCCAUGCUAUGGAUAUCGAUGUGACGAACUGUUCGAGGUGCACAUCAUUUUUCAAUGUACUCCCUCAGUCUGGAAACUGGUCUGCAAAAUACGUAAAAGAGCUUUCAAGUUACACAGGAUUUGGGAGCAAAUGCAUUGGAAAUUUAAGCAUAAAGAAUCACAAUUCAAUCUGCAUGAAACCUCUUUACAUCAACGGAACCAGGCCCAAAAUAAAGCAUAAUCUGGAAGAGUGCUCCUGUGAGAAAGGAACGUUCAGUUGCAAUUUUAACUCAUCGCAAGAUUUGCCAGAUAGACUUAUAACUUCUAGUGGGCAUGUAAUGUUGAAUGCUACGGAAGAAAAGAAUAUAACAGAGUGGAUAUUAACUACAUGGAGUAAUUAUGAACCCAUGAGGACUGGAGGGUUUACAUUCGGAUUACAAUUACCAAUGAAAGGAGUUUCUCUAAGCACCACUUUUAAAGAAAAUGGAUCUGUAUCCGAACUUAAAAAUCCCAACGGCACAUCAAUCACAGAUAACAUUCUGAUUUGGUUCAAUAAUAAAUGGCCUAUAUCUCCAGUUGUUUAUCUCAACGGUGUUAACAAUUUGAUCCUUAGAGCUUCAAUGCCGGAAAAAGAAUCUCAUAAGUAUGGUAUAAAAUUAAUAAUGCAAGGAAUGAAUUAUACAGUGAAGCAAUAUCAAUCGCUCAUCUUAGGAAAAGCAGCGACAGCUUUGCUCCAUUCAAUUUCUCUCAUAUUCGCAUUGAGUUUUGUCCCUGCUUCAUUUGUCCUUUACUUAAUUGAAGAGAGAGAGACAAACUCGAAGCAUUUGCAGUUUCUUGCAGGCGUCAACUGGGCACUCUACUGGAUACAAGUCUUUGUCUGGGACCUGUGCUGCUACUUGAUGUCUUCACUGCUGUGCAUCCUUACUCUUGUUGCGUUCAAAGAAGAAGCAUAUGUCAGCAGAAAUAGCAUCUUCUGUCUGAUGUCGUUAAUAUUUUUACAUGGUUGGGCAAAUAUUCCUCUCAUGUAUCUUUCAAGUCACUGCUUUCGAGUUCCAAGUUCAGCCUUUGUAAUUUUGUCAUGUCUGAAUAUAUCGAUUGGAGUUAUAACAACAGCAACGACGUACGUCUUGAAAGUAUUUAAUGAUGAGUAUUUCAAAACAAUCGAGAACUUCUUGAGAAACAUAUUUCUUUUAUUUCCUCAAUUCUGCCUUGGAGACGGCGUCAUGAAAAUCGCAGAAGUUUAUUUCAUAACAAAAUCUCUUGCUCGUUAUGAUGUGAAAAUAAAAGUGAAUCUUUACGCUUGGGAAAAUUUAGGAAAAAAUUAUGCAUUACUUAUCACAGAGGGAUUUAUCUUCUUCGUGCUUACACUUAUUUUUGAAAAGUACAGACAGCAAGGUUUCAAUGCUUGUUCAGAACAAAUUGUGAGCAUGGACCCUCCGCCACAUUUAGAUGAUGACGUUGAAUCUGAGCGUAAAAGAAUUUUGAAUACUUCUGUCAAUGAUGUACUAGUCAUGAAAUGCCUUAGCAAAGUCUAUAAAGGCAGUAGUAAUGUAGCAGUGAAUCAGCUUUGUCUAGGAGUUAAUAAGGGGGAAUGUUUCGGAUUACUUGGAUUAAACGGUGCUGGGAAAUCUUCCACAUUUAAGAUGCUCACAGGGGACACAACCAUCACUUUUGGAGAUGCCACUAUUAAUGGAAACAGUAUUAGAGAAAAUAUUAACAACGUUAAAAAAUUUAUUGGCUACUGUCCUCAGUAUGAUGCUCUUGAUGCUAAACUAACUCCAAGAGAACAUUUAACAUUUUAUUCUCACUUUAGAGACAUACCUUCAGGCGAGAUUGAAACUAUUGUAGAUUCAACAUUGGAAAUAUUUGAUUUAUGUAAAUACAAAGAUGUAUGUACAAAAUAUCUUUCUGGAGGGAACAAAAGGAAAUUGUCCACAGCCCUUGCCGUUUUUGGGAAUCCUCAAUUGAUAUUUUUAGAUGAGCCGACAAAUGGCAUGGAUCCAAAAGCCAGGCGGUACCUCUGGCAAGUAAUUAAACAAUGCGUAAUCGGUGGAAAGGCCGUAAUUCUCACGUCACACAGUAUGGCCGAAUGCGAAGCUCUUUGUUCGAGCUUAACCAUAAUGGUGAACGGCCAUUUCACAUGUCUUGGAAGCAUCCAGCAUCUGAAGGACAAAUACGGCCAAGGAUACAAUCUGGUUGUUAGAGCGCCAAUAACUCAGCUACAAAGUGUAAAAGAUAUGGUUAAUGAAAAAAUCCCCAGGUGUUUGUUGAAGUCAGAGCAUUAUACGCAGUUAAAAUAUCACCUUGAUACAGAUGUUACUAAUUUGUCGGAGGUCUUGACAAAUCUUGAAAAUGCAAAAGAUGAAGGGUUAAUUUAUGAUUACUCCCUAUCUCAAAAAUCUUUGGUUGAGAUUUUCCUGCAUUUUGUUUCUCAAAGUGUGCCACAAAAAUAUGUUGAAAGGAAAAAUUCCUGCCGGUGUUUAAAAUCUCACGUCUGUAAGUAGCAUCAGUACAUAGUACAGGUUAAAGAUUUACACACAGGAAAAAAAAAAGUUUGAAGUAUUUCUUUAUUGUUUAUAUCAUUUAAUCAUUACAUAACCUAUAAAUUAGCCAAUUACAUUUAUGAACUUGUUCCAGCUUAACAAUUCUUGGACAAGAACACUUCUGGUUUAUUAAAAUUGGAGCAACAAUUGCAUAUUCACUAUAAAAGUGUUCUAAUCUCAAAAUAAAAAA